Messenger RNA from Cyphomyrmex costatus, 1712 nucleotides. RefSeq names its product Spaetzle domain-containing protein 4 (gene spz4). The transcript is spliced from 6 exons. The record is from RefSeq and is a predicted model, not a curated record. Lineage: Eukaryota; Metazoa; Arthropoda; Insecta; Hymenoptera; Formicidae. The coding region runs from base 1 to 1659 and encodes 552 amino acids. Gene Ontology annotation, biological process: central nervous system formation; innate immune response. Gene Ontology annotation, molecular function: growth factor activity; Toll binding. Gene Ontology annotation, cellular component: extracellular region.
AUGAAAGCAAUUGUGCUCUUCGUUCUUCAGGUGAUUGCAUUGCAGCUGACGAGAUGUCAAUGCGGCGGUGGCGGUGGUGGCGGUGGACCGAGCACGUUCGGAUAUGACGCCUCCUCGGCCUGCAGCAAGCCGUACUCGCGCAUGAAACGCGCCCAUCACGAAGCUCUACCCUGUGACUUUCGCCGACAGAACUGGUGCACGAUCCCUGGUACCUCUUAUCCUUGGCACGCGGUACGUCAGUUUGUGCAACAGAAUCAGGGAUUGAUGAAACGCAUGUACGGCGACGAGAAUUACAUCAAUAUCCUCCGAACGGAACUUGAAAAGAACGAUAUUGAGCUAAAGUUUUACGAGUACCAUCAUCAUUUCACCGACGAUCUAAGACAAUUCCAAUAUGACAAUGAUUACGAAUUCAUUGAUGACAAUUGGGCGAAUGUUAACGAAGGCGAGUACGAAGGUCGCAGUUUUAGCAGUCGCUCUUUCAAUGAUCCCAUCGUCAAGCAAAUGACCAAGUUCUCGAAGCUCAGCGAAUACACCAGGCCACAUUUCAGGCCUACCGAACGAACUACUAGCUCGACCACCCCGAGCACGACUACUACCUCUACAACUUUGUCUUCGACAUCAACUAGCGCUACAACUUUCGUUACGCAUACAUCGUCUUCGACAAUGCCCUCGUUUACUGCCGCUACCGUUACGAGCACGGAGGAGAUCAAGACUGAAACUUCAAUAGUAUCAACUUCUCCCAAAUUUUCAAACGUCACUGCCAAGGUUACUGAUAGUAAUCUUGCGGUGAAUAGCACGACGAUGGCAGCAUCGCCGAGCAUUACAGUGGUCCAGAUUGUCAAAGAACAAAAUUUCAGCAUUAAUGAGAUUCCAGGGCAGAACGACAGAACCUCCUCCAAUAAUGAUCUGGAAGCACCAGAAAUAGAAGCGUAUUUACAGAAAAUGAUCGAAGAGAACAUAACACACAUCAUGGAACCAGUCGAAACGACAACGGGUGACCCCAUGGAAUCACUGGUCAAUCAAGAGCUGGUCAAAGAAGAGGAGAAGAAGGAGAAAGAAGAGGAGGAGGAGGAAGAGGAAGAGGAAGAUGUAUCUGACCUUGCUACGAAGAUGACAAUGCAUGAAGAUUUAAUAACCGCAGCGAGUUAUGAGCAACAGCAACAAUUCAGACCACGUCCUGAAUAUCGGCCAUUGGGCGUGGUCGAGGCAUCGACAAGUGCUGGGGGACAGCUUUAUCAGGACGUAGAGAAAGAUCAGAAGGAGCAAGUACUAAAGCGUAUAGGAACGAACGCCUGUGAGGUCAAGGAAGAGGUCGUAGCACCUUAUUGGGCCACCAAUACUCGUGGUGAAAUCUUAGCUCUCCUGAAUCUGUAUCCCUUUGAGCAAUAUGUUCAUUGGGAAAAAUGCACAUUCGAGAACAAGCAAAUGCAUUGCCGGGAUGGAUGCAGAUGCGAGCAACAGUAUCGGCUGCAUCGGCUAUUGGCUUAUGAUCCCAACAAUGAGUGCCGCGGCAUUUUCAGUGACUGGUUCAAGUUUCCUAGUUGUUGUACCUGCCGCUGUUACGAUUUACCAUUAGAAUUUCGGGUGGCGUCGCGUUCACCACGCACGUACAAACGACGAAUCAAGGUGCAAUUACCAACGCGAAACCGUUACCCGUGAUCCAAUUGUCUGCUGGCUGGUGGCCAAUCGCCAAAUGCAGCAUGUAUGUUGAA